Clonostachys rhizophaga is the source of this 465-nucleotide messenger RNA. NCBI's taxonomy places the organism in Eukaryota, Fungi, Ascomycota, Sordariomycetes, Hypocreales, Bionectriaceae. The record is from the annotation of a GenBank genome assembly.
AUGCAGUUCUCCGUCGCCGCCAUCCUCACCACCCUCCUCGCGGGCACCGCCCUGGCCACGCCGACCCCCAUGGAGGCGGAGAGCACCGAGGUCAAGUCCAUGUCCUCCUCGGCGACCUGGACGAUCCGCCACCUCCGGCGCGAGUGCGACCACAACGACUCGUGCUGCACGUGGUACUUUGCGGUCGACGACGGGCGCUCGCAGUGGUGCGACUGCGAGUUCCGCACGUACUCGACGCACGACACGCCCGCGAGCCGGGCGAACGGCAAGGAGCAGUGGUGCGGGCCCUACGUCAUCACGAGCGGCUGGAGCGGGCAGUUUGGGGAGGGCAACGGGUUCACGACGUUCAGCGUCGUGGACAAGGGGAGGAGGGAGAUUGCGUGGCCGGCGUACAGGGAUGAGCAGGUUUGGGGCGGGCACGUCGUCCGGCCGGAUCAGUGCUAUCCCGUUCAGUGGCUUCCUUGA